Trifolium pratense (red clover) is the source of this 3200-nucleotide messenger RNA. Its product is annotated as eukaryotic translation initiation factor 5B-like. The record is from RefSeq and is a predicted model, not a curated record. The coding region runs from base 71 to 2851 and encodes 926 amino acids. Gene Ontology annotation, molecular function: GTP binding; translation initiation factor activity; GTPase activity. The transcript has 10 exons. Lineage: Eukaryota; Viridiplantae; Streptophyta; Magnoliopsida; Fabales; Fabaceae.
AAUCUCCCCAAUUUCUAUAUAUUUAACUUUUCUUUGUUAUUAUACACAAGAAUAAACCCUAAUCUGUCAAAUGGAGAACAAUAAACCACCACACAAGGUCGAGAAUUCUCCGACGUUGAAGUCUCCGGUCACCGAUGAGAAUGGAGAUGAUAAUGGUGUGAAAGUAGUUUGUCCAGCGCCACCGCAAGAUGAUAAAGUUACUGAAGUAGGUUCAAGGGUAAAGGAGGGAGAAGACGAGACUGUAGAAUCAGCCGCGGCAAAAAAGAAGAGAAAGAAGAAGGAAAAGGAAAAGGAGAAGAAGGCGGCGGCAGCAGCAGCGGCCGGAAGUGCAGCGGUUAUUGAAAGUGAACCAAAGAAAAUUGAUUCGAAGACGAACAAGAAAGUGCCAAAGCAUGUUAGGGAGAUGCAAGAAUUAGUGGCUCGAAGAAAAGAGGCGGAAGAGAGAAAGAAAAGAGAAGAGGAAGAGAAGCUAAGGAAAGAAGAAGAGGAGAGACAAAGGAUAAAGGAACUUGAGAGACAGGAAGAAGAGGCUAAACGUAUAAAGAAGGAAAAAGAAAAGACAAAACUACUGGAAAAGAAGCGGAGACAAGAAGCGCAACGUUAUGAGGCAAUGAGAAGGCAGAUUAUCAAUAGCAUGGGGGUUGUGAAUCUUCCUGUUAGGGAGGAUACUGGUGCACCGGCUAAGAAACCUAUUUAUCGGACAAGGAAAGGGCGAUCAACUAUUCGAAAUCAUAAUGGCGAAGCUUCUGUCAAGAUAGAUGAAAGUGGUGAGGCAAAGGAAACUAUAAUUGAUUUAGAUUCAGAGGAACCGUCGGUGCAGAUGGACGACAAUGUUGAACUUCCUGAAGCUGUUGAAGAGGAUGUUGAGGAUGCAUGGGAUGAUAGGGGUGCAUUUGCUGAUGAAGAAGUUGUGCAUCUGAAUGUUGGUGCUAUGAAUAAAACUGUUUCGAAGCCUGCGGUUGAAGAAAUUGAAGACAGAAAGCAGGCCAAAGUUGUGGUUGAGGACAAAAAGAUAAAUCACAAUCCACAACAGUCUGCUGUGUCUUCUAGUCCGAGUGAUGGGAACAACCUCCGGUCGCCAAUUUGUUGCAUCAUGGGUCAUGUGGACACUGGUAAAACCAAACUUCUGGAUUGUAUUCGAGGUACCAAUGUUCAAGGAGGCGAGGCUGGCGGUAUCACCCAGCAGAUUGGCGCAACAUACUUUCCUGCUGAGAACAUACGCGAAAGAACUAAGGAACUGAAAGCUGAUGCAACGCUGAAAGUUCCUGGUCUACUAGUUAUUGAUACCCCAGGCCACGAAUCGUUCAAUAACUUAAGGUCUCGGGGUUCAGGUCUAUGUGAUAUUGCAAUUUUGGUUGUUGACAUUAUGCAUGGCUUAGAGCCACAAACUAUAGAGUCACUCAAUCUAUUAAAAAUGAGGAACACAGAAUUCAUUAUUGCAUUGAAUAAGAUUGACAGGCUUUAUGGCUGGAAAACAUGUCGCAAUGCUCCAAUUCGUAAAGCAAUGAUGAAGCAGUCUAAGGAUGUUAAAAAUGAGUUCAAUAUGAAGGUCACUCAGAUCAUUACUCAGUUCAAGGAACAAGGGCUUAAUACUGAAUUGUAUUAUAAAAACAAAGAAAUGGGAGAAACAUUCAGCAUUGUACCUACAAGUGCAAUAAGUGGUGAAGGAAUCCCAGAUAUGUUAUUACUAUUGGUUCAGUGGACUCAAAGGACCAUGAUUGAGAAACUUACAUACAGCGAAGAAGUGCAGUGCACCGUUUUGGAAGUCAAGGUCAUCGAAGGCCAUGGAACUACUAUUGAUGUCGUUUUAGUUAACGGUGUUCUUCAUGAAGGAGAUCAAAUAGUUGUUUCUGGAAUGCAGGGUCCAAUUGUUACCACAAUUCGAGCUUUAUUGACACCUCAUCCAAUGAAGGAACUUCGUGUUAAGGGAUCAUAUAUCCAUCACAAAGAAAUCAAAGCUGCAAUGGGCAUCAAGAUCACGGCCCAGGGACUUGAACAUGCUAUUGCCGGCGCUAGUUUAUAUGUGGUGAAGCCUGAUGAUGAUUUGGAGUAUAUUAAAAAGGCGGCUUUGGAAGACGUGGAGUCAGUCUUGAGCAGGGUUGACAGGAGUGGCGAGGGGGUUUGUGUCCAGGCAUCUACGCUUGGCUCAUUGGAAGCAUUACUAGAGUUUUUGAAAACUCCGGAAGUCAACAUUCCUGUUAAUGCUAUAAACAUAGGUCCUGUACACAAGAAGGAUGUGAUUAAGGCCGGUGUAAUGCUUGAAAAGAAACGAGAGUAUUCUACUAUAUUGGCGUUUGAUGUCAAAGUCACACCUGAAGCUAGGGAACUUGCAGAUAAAUUGGGUGUGAAAAUUUUUAGUGCCGAUAUCAUUUAUCAUUUAUUUGAUCAAUUUAAGGCUUACAUGGACAACAUUAAGGAGGAGAAAAAGAAAGAAUCUGCUGACGAAGUAGUCUUCCCAUGCGUUCUGAAGAUCAUACCAAAUUGCGUCUUCAAUAAGAAGGAUCCGAUUAUUUUGGGAGUUAAUAUCGUUGAAGGCACGUUAAAGAUUGGGACUCCAAUUUGUAUUCCUUCCCAAGAUUUUAUUGAUAUUGGCCGCAUUGCCUCCAUUGAGAUUAACAAGAAAUCGGUUAAUCAUGCGAUGAAAGGGCAGGAAGUAGCCAUUAAGAUUGUUGGCUGCAAUUCUGAGGAAAAGCAGAAAACAUUUGGGAGGCAUUUUGAUAUCGAUGAUGAACUUGUAAGCCAUAUUUCACGGAGAUCUCUCGAUGUUCUCAAAACUAAUCAUCGGGACGAUUUGUCUAUGGAGGAACGGAAGCUGGUGGCGACAUUGAAGAGACUUUUCAAGAUACAAUGAGACUUGGACUGUAUAUUUUCAAGAUGCAACGAGAGUAUUCAGUUUAGUUCCUACUAAUUAAUGUCCUUCUAUGUGCUUCUCUGGUGUUUAAUGUUGGUAGGUGUAUACUGUCAUGUAUCCAAUGCUCAUCAUAUAUUUCUCUUUAUUGUUUUUCUUAUUAGUUCAUAUUAUAGUUCUUUUCUAGUUUGCUAGUGAGGCUGACUGUGACAGUUGGAAUAAUUCACAAACUUAAUUGAACUGUGACAAUUGGAAUGUUUCACAAACUUAAUUAUGAAUAUUUGAAAUUUGGAAAGACAAAGAGAAAGAGAAACGUGACGAAAAUCUCGACUUAUAAAUUAAAUUUUGAAUU